AUGACGUACACAUAUCUCUGCGGGUGUAUCUACUACACCCACCCUCAAGCAAAGCCUAUCUACCUACCCCGUAUUGGCAUCAAAGCCCACGCGACUAUCCUGUCGUCCGUUUCCAGAACAAUCCUCACCCAGACAUACACGAACCCAUCCAAGAACAUCCUGCAAGAAGUCUCAUAUACCUUCCCGUUAUACGAUGGUGUCAGCGUAGUGAGUUUCAAAUGCCAGAUCGGCGACCGCACCCUGCACAGCCGCGUGAAACCACGCAAGCAAGCCAAGGCGGAAUACGACAAUGCCGUCUCAAAGGGCGAGUCUGCAGCGCUGAUGUCUCAUUCGCUGAGUGCCUCGGACGUAUUCUCCAUUAAACUUGGAAAUGUCAGGCCUGGAGAGAAGGUUGUAGUAGAGCUUACCCUCGUCGGGGAGCUGAAGCAGGAUGCGCAGACUGAUGCGGUGCGGUAUACGCUGCCUAACUCUAUCGCGCCGCGGUACGGCUCCCAGGCGGAGGAUAUGGUAAUGCCGCCGGAGGCAGAUGUGCAGGGUAUUUCCAUCACUGUGGAUGUGCAGAUGGAGAGUACGGCUGUUAUCCGGGAGAUCCAGUCGACGAGUCAUUCGCUGAGUGUUGCGCUGGGACGGGUGUCGGUGUCCAGUGCGUCUGACAAGGAUUUCAAUCCGGCGCAGGCGUCUGCAAGUGUCAAUCUAAAGGAAGAUCGGACCUCGCUGUCGCGCGACUUUGUCCUCCUCGUCAAGGCAGAUGGACUCGACACGCCCCGUGCGAUGCUGGAGACUCACUCGACUAUCCCUAGCCAACGGGCGAUCAUGACGACUCUUGUCCCGAAAUUUGGCCUUGAGCCAAUCAAACCUGAGAUUAUCUUCGUGAUCGACCGCAGUGGAAGCAUGAUGGAGAAAAUCGACACGCUCAAGUCAGCCCUCAGGGUCUUUCUCAAGAGUCUCCCGGUAGGAGUGUGUUUUAAUAUCUGCUCUUUCGGCAGCUCGUACUCCUUUCUGUGGAAGCAGAGUCUUCUCUACAAUGCCGAGAGCCUCCAGGAAGCUCUGAGCUUUGUCGACGGCGUCCGUGCGGAUAUGGGCGGAACGGAGAUGCAGGAGGCCGUUGAGGCUACGGUCCACAGUCGGAUGAAGGACAAGGAAUUGGAGGUCUUGAUAUUAACGGAUGGGCAAAUCUGGAACCAAGAAGCGCUCUUCAAAUUCAUCCGUGAGACGGCCGCUGACAAUAGUGCACGGUUCUUCUCACUCGGAAUUGGCGAUGGGGCGUCGCAUUCGCUCGUCGAUGGGAUUGCGCGCGCCGGGAAUGGCUUCUCGCAAUUGGUCGUGAACUACGAAGAGCUGGACAGGAAGGUGGUGCGCAUGCUCAAGGGAGCACUGACGCCACAUAUUUCCGACUAUAAGCUGGAGGUCGAGUACGAUGACGGUGCCGAGGAUUUUGAGGUCGUUCUCCCGGAGCGGCCGAAGACCAUGACCGUUGAUGACACCGAAAAGGAGCAGCAGCCGAUUUCCCUCUUUGAUGCAGACUACAAGGAGAACGAGCAGAGGAUGGACGAAGAACCCCUACCGGUGCUCACACCUCCCCCAACCAUCCAAGCACCAUACAAAAUCCCGCCUCUCUACCCUUUUAUCCGAACGACAGCAUAUAUCCUCCUGGGUCCAGCAACCAUGCACACCCCCAAAGCCCUCAUUUUCCGCGCCACUUCAAAGCAAGGUCCGCUCGUCCUGCGCAUUCCAAUCGACGACAUCGGCACAGGGGAGACCAUUCACCAACUUGCCGUCCGAAAAGCCAUGAUCGAGCUCGAGGAAGGACACGGUUGGCUCGCCGCCGCAACCAGCAACGGAAACCCAGUCAAUAAUCUCCAUCCCGCCUCGAAAGAACGUAUCAUCGCUCGUGAAUGUGAGAAACUUGGGACCCAGUUCCAAGUGACCGGCAAGCACUGCUCCUUCAUCGCCCUGCAGAAAGACAGCACCUCGGAUCAGGAGAAAGAGACGGAUAUUGCCAACCUUCCUAUCCCCGAGGCUCCUCAGGAAGAAAAUACCGUCCACGCGGUUUUCGCAUCGGCACCCGGCCCUGUUCGUGCCAGAAACAGGCGGUUAGCCCCAAAAGCGCAUAGGAAAAUAGUGCCACCCCCACCACCGCCACCGACCCGAUUCAGUGCACGCUUACUGGCAAGGCAAACCGCAGGAUCGCCGUCAAGCUCAUACGCCCGCUUCGCAGAUUCUUCAAGCGCAACAGGAGUCCCACAGUCGUUAUUCGGUGCGCCUGCAGUUGCAAGAUCACCACCACCUCCACCUCCGGCUCCAGGGAUGGGAUUCGGAUUUGAUGCGCUGAUGCAGCCGGCCGUCUGUCCUCCCGGUCCCGUCUCGGAAGAUGCUAUGAUGGAGAUGGAAAGCGCAGACUCCGCUGGCUCGGUCGGGUAUACACCUGCGUCUCCUACUGUCCCCAGUGAGACUGCCGGAGGGGCAAGCACAGUUCACAGGAUUAUCGCAUUGCAGUCGUUCGAGGGGUACUGGACUUGGUCAGCGGAGCUGAUGGAGGUCCUAGGGCUAGAUGAGCGGGAUAUUCGAGUUCGGCUGAUGAAGCUAUUUCAGAAGGAUAGCAGAGGUUCUAAUCUGACAGUCAUUGCGACCAUGCUGGCAAUGGCGUACCUGUCCACCAAGUGUGCGGAUGAUCGCUCGGUCUGGGAAUUGGUGUACGACAAAGCUGAGGGGUGGAAGAGACAGACACUUGUAGAGAUGGGGGAGGCGGGAGAUGUUCUCAAAGCAAAGGAGAAUGAGAUCAUUGCCUUGGUAUGA
Molecule: messenger RNA, 2796 nt
Organism: Aspergillus udagawae
Lineage: Eukaryota; Fungi; Ascomycota; Eurotiomycetes; Eurotiales; Aspergillaceae
Product: VIT and vWA domain-containing protein
Exons: 1
Coding region: 1-2796 (931 amino acids)
Source: RefSeq, a predicted model, not a curated record